Molecule: messenger RNA, 597 nt
Organism: Adineta ricciae
Lineage: Eukaryota; Metazoa; Rotifera; Eurotatoria; Adinetida; Adinetidae
Source: the annotation of a GenBank genome assembly
AUGGAAGGUGUUAGUAUUUUACCUACGUCAUAUCAAUUGCUAGUACUUUUUCCGUCUGGUACUCUUUUCGAUUUACAUUCCAAAAAUACCUCCACUAUGUCAAGUGAAGCACGACCUUUGCGAAUUACAUGCCAAAUAAAUUAUCUUCGGACAUUACCUGGCAUAUUAAAAAUCAUUCAAUUCGCAUGCGAUAUCCUUUCCAUUAUCUUAGGUGCUGCUGCACCAACACUCACUUACGCUGGUCAUAAAGGAUUCUUUGUUUUCGUUGCUAUUUUAGCAACUAUCGGGACAGCAUUUCUAUUAGUGUUGUCUUUGAUUAAUCUUCAAGCUGUUUGUAUACCUGAACGUUGGCCUAUGAUCGAAAUGUUCUGGUGUGGCUUUAUUGCACUGCUCUACUUUAUUGCAAGUAUUGUUAUAGCAACAAUUGCGUCAAAUAGUGGCGUUUUUGGAGCUGCAGCGUUUUUCGGUUUCGCAGCUUUCAUUGCUUAUCUUGCUGACGGAUUGAAUCGAUUUCGGCUGAUGCGUGCUGGUCCACGUGAUCGACAUACCGAAACAACCACGACGACAACAGUCACGCGACAGGAACCCACUUAUUAA